Molecule: messenger RNA, 1608 nt
Organism: Dichomitus squalens LYAD-421 SS1
Lineage: Eukaryota; Fungi; Basidiomycota; Agaricomycetes; Polyporales; Polyporaceae
Product: C-terminal kinesin
Exons: 7
Biological process (GO): microtubule-based movement
Molecular function (GO): microtubule motor activity; ATP binding; microtubule binding
Source: RefSeq, a predicted model, not a curated record
CAGGAGCGCGCCAAGCGCUCCGACCUCCAGGCCUCGCACGAGGCCCUCUCGCGCGAGCUCACCGCCGCCAAGUCGCAGGAGCUCGCCCAGCGCAAGGAGCUCUUCCUCGCCUCGGACGAGCUCUCCGCCCUCCGCCAGCGCCACGAGCGCGAGAUCGCUGACCUUCAGGCGGACCUCCGCCGCAAGGACCGCGAGCUGCGCGAGGCCGCCGAGGACCUGCGCGUGUGCCAGGGCGACCUCGACCGCGAGCGCGAGACGGUCCGGGCGCUCAAGGCGACCGUCGCGCAGCAGGCGACCGCGCAGCUCAGCCUCACGGCGCAGAUCGGCGCGAUGCAGGCUGAGAAGAGCGCGGUGCAGGCCGAGUACGAGCGUACGGUGGGGAGCAGGGCGGACCUCGCGCUGCAGCUCGAGCGCGCGCUCAAGCGGUGCGAGGAGCUCGAGCGCGAGGCGCGCGAGGGCGAGAGCGUACGGCGGAAGCUGCACAAUAUGGUGCAGGAGCUCAAGGGGAACAUCCGCGUGUUCUGUCGCGUGAGGCCGAUCCUGAGGUCGGACAUCCUCCCGCUGCGGGAGGCGAGGCUGCGCGAGGAGGCGAUGGCGCAGCUCGCAUACCCGGACAGGCUCGACCACAAGGAGAUCGUGGUGAGCGCGUCGAGCGAGAGCGCUACCGGGCAGGAGCGCAAAGAGGAGUGGCAGUUCAGCUUCGAUAGGGUCUUCGAGCCGCACGCGACGCAGGCCGAGGUCUUCGAGGAGAUCUCGCAGCUUGCGCAGAGCUGUACCGACGGCUACAACGUCUGCGUGUUCGCGUACGGCCAGACUGGGUCCGGCAAGUCGUUCACCAUGGAGGGCGGUCCGACGGACACGACCGCGGGGAUGAUCCCCCGCGCAGUCGAGCAGGUCUUCCGCGUCGCGGACGAGCUCAAGAGCAAGGGCUGGCAGUACAAGAUGGAAGGCCAGUUCCUCGAGAUCUACAACGAGACGAUCAACGACCUCCUCGGCAAGGGCGAGUUCGACAAGAAGAAGCACGACAUCAAGCACGACCCGAAGACGGGCCGCACGACCGUCACCGACGCGAACGUCGUCCCGCUCUCCUCGCCCACGCAGGUGCGCACGCUCCUCGCGCUCGCGCAGGGCCGGCGCACGGUCGCGGCGACGCUCAUGAACGAGCGCUCGUCGCGCUCGCACUCGGUGUUCACGCUCCGCAUCCGCGGCGAGAACGCGCUCACGGGCGAGAGCUGCGAGGGCAGCCUGAACCUCGUCGACCUCGCGGGCAGCGAGCGGCUCGAGAAGAGCGGCGCGGGCGGCGACAGGGAGCGCCUGCGCGAGACGCAGAGCAUCAACAAGAGCCUGAGCGCGCUCGGGGACGUCAUCGCCGCGCUCGGCGAGAAGGGCGAGGGCAGGGGCGACAAGCACAUCCCGUACCGGAACUCGAAGCUCACGUACCUGCUGCAAAACUCGCUCAGCGGGAACUCGAAGACGCUCAUGUUCCUCAACCUCUCGCCGCUCGCGACGCACCUCAACGAAUCUCUGUGCUCACUGCGCUUCGCGACCAAGGUCAACAACACCUCCAUCGGCACGGCAAAGAAGCAGUCCGCGAAGCACGCAGCAUAA